UAUGGUGUUUGUUUCUACCCGAGGCUCAAACAGCGGUGCACCUCCGACGCUAGUAUUUUGCUUUUGACAUUUUCGUCACAUUGUAUCAUUGAUGCGGAUUUAGUCCUGCCUGACUCAUUCCCCUUACUACUUAGCUCUUUCAUGUUAUCAAGCCAAUGGACUGACCUCAACUGGAGAUGCUGCUAAAAGAUCUUCCCAGAGAGGCCCUGCUGCGGCCUCUAUCCAGGGGUGAAGUAGUUGGAAUGCUGUUGAGGCUUACUAUUUUCGGGGCGGCUACCUACUACAGCAUUAAAUGGGUAGUCGAAGCUAUGGACCCUACACAUAAACAAAAGAAUCAAGCCAAGAAAAGGGCAGAACAGCUGAUGAAAAGGAUCGGCGUGGAGGGGGUCAGCCUCACAGAGUAUGAGAUGAACAUUGCAUCUCACCUCGUCGAUCCACAAACAAUGAAGGUCACCUGGAGAGAUAUAGCUGGACUGGAUGAUAUAAUAAAUGAGCUUCAAGACACAGUCAUCCUGCCUUUCCAGAAAAGACACCUUUUGGCUGGAUCCAAACUCUUUCAACCUCCGAAAGGUGUUUUAUUGUUUGGUCCUCCGGGAUGUGGGAAGACCAUGAUCGCUAAGGCAACAGCCAGAGCCUCAGGCUGCAAGUUUAUCAACCUCCAGGCCUCCACGCUGACAGACAUGUGGUAUGGUGAAUCACAGAAGCUGACUGCUGCCGUCUUCUCAUUGGCUGUAAAAAUCCAGCCCUGCAUCAUUUUCAUUGAUGAGAUUGAGUCAUUUUUGAGGAACCGCUCCAGCCUAGACCACGAAGCUACAGCCAUGAUGAAGGCCCAGUUCAUGAGCCUAUGGGACGGCCUUGAUACAUCCUCAACCACUCAGGUGAUGGUUAUGGGAGCUACAAACAGGCCACAAGAUGUGGAUCCAGCCAUUCUCCGCAGGAUGCCAACCACUUUUCAUGUGGGCUUACCGAACACAAGACAAAGGCAGGACAUCCUGAGGCUAAUUUUAGCAGGAGAAAAUCUGAGCAAUGCCAUAAAUCUCAAGGACAUCGCUGAGAAGACAGAAGGCUAUUCCGGCAGUGACCUCCGGGAGCUUUGCCGUGAUGCCGCCAUGUAUCGAGUCCGAGACUACGUCCGUAAGGAGCAGAUGAGGCAGAUCGCACAGCAGCUGCAGGACAGCGAGGAGGAGGAGGAAAAACCCGUAGAUGAGGAGAGGUUGCGGCCAGUCACCCAGCUGGACCUCCUCUUUGGCCUCGACAAGAUGAACGAGUCUAAACGUGCUACAGCCUCCAUGUUACCCAGCAUCUCAGAGGUUCCCCUGGAUUGAAUACCAGCCGUACAGCACCAAUAACAAACCCAUCGCUCUCCACUUUUGUCCAACUGGCCUCAAAGAGACUCCUCCACAGAGAGGUGCAGUUGGAUAAGCCAUUAGCCAAACAUUGCAAGGGUUGUUCUGAGCAUGCUCACUUUCAGCACACUCCUGUUACAUAUUAGAAUAUUUUUCAGAAAUCUGCAGCUACAGUUCUAUUGGAGUAAGUGGACUGUAACAAUUAUAUGCGUUUUAUUUUAUCGUGUCAAAACCAAGUUCUUACCUCACCACAGGGAUAUGGUGUAUUCGUCCAUUCACUUCUGAAGGAACUAAAGGGAUAAAGUCCCCGGGGUCAUAAGUUUCAGACCAGUGUGGUUCGCUGCUUGAUUUGCAUAUCAGUUUUUUGUCCAAACGUGUAACUAAAUAUUUGGAAUUUCAAUCAUUCUCAAGUGGCAUUAUCCAAGCACAUUGGAAGAAAGGCAUAUCCUUGGCAAACUGGUGUUGUUAAUCACAAGGUUUUUCUGCAAAUCACUCCAGCCGUUUCCUAACAGCUAAGAAAUUGCUGUUUCAAUUACAGCAAUAUCAGUAGAAUCGAAGAAUCGAACAUUAUCCUGUACGUAAAUCACUGUGUCUAAACAUCAAAGAGGAAAAUAAUGAAAAGCUCCGUCUUCUUCACAUUGUUGAUUUCUCCUGCCAGAUUGACUGACAGUGGCAGCUCUAAUGAAAAUGACAGGGCUGUGAUCAUUGUUUGUGCCAAAUUAUCCACGCAUUUGUUUGAAUUCUAAGAGUCUUUGGUUUUUCAAAAUGCAGGAACAAGCUGACAGAAAUUGCAGAAGUAUAACACGACCUGUUAUCAGUUAUGUCUGAGAGCGUUCAGUUAGUGCUUCCAGACAAAGGCAGGUUUCGCAACAUGCAAAUGUCAAGUGGAAAAAUAGUUACCACUUAAACUGUUCAAGAGAAACUGCAGUGGAAUUUAUCUGAAUCUGUAGCAACAGUAAAAUAUGCUGUUAUAACCUUUUAUAAACCCUGUGACUAAAUUGCUGAAAAAAAAAAAAAAAAAAAAGCUCAACUUUCAACUGCUCUUUUAUAAAUGUCAAGCUGUUUAUAAAUUUGGCAGCAAAAUGUAUUAGAGUUGAAGUCUUUAAAGAAGUGAACGAUGGCAGUGAUUUCAGUCUGUGCUGCUUUGUGAAAUUCUUGGAACGUAAGCAAAAUGAUUACAAACUAUAGGUUAUUCUUUUGUUAUUGUGUUCCCACUGUUGGAGCAAUUUAGCACAGAUGAGUUUUUAUUUAUAUCAUGGUUGUUGUGACAUUAUUAUUUGUGAAUCCCUGUUAAGUUUUAUGUUUCACUCAUGAAAACAGAGUGACAGCUGCAACACAACUGUCACUUUUAUUUUCACUUCACUGCAGCAGUGACUUUAAAAUUAUUCAGAUACUUAGAGUUGACUGUCAGAAUGUCAGGUGGAGGCUGUUGUGAUGUGCUUUUCUUCCCUCCCUCUGUCUGAAAAGCCUCAUUAUUUACCAUAUGGUCUCAACAUGUGUUCAUGGAUCUGUUUGGGGGUCUCUCAACCUUUGUACCACACAGAACACACUUGUCAGAAAUGACCACAUGGUGGCACUGUAGCUUCACUGCUCUUCUACAGAGGCACGCUGUGAAGCCUCAGAUACAGAUGGGUGACAAAGGAAGGACCUGAUGGAUGGUCCUGGAUGACAGCACCCCCCCAUCCAUAGGGCAUAAAUGGUCAGUUAACGGCUUGACAAGUACGCUAAUUAAAUUGAACAGCUAUGGGAGAUUUUGUACCAUUGUGUUUGAUCACACUCCACCUCCAUCAUCAAACCACCAAAUGAGGGAAUAUCUUUGGAAGAAUGCUGUUCAUCCCUCCAGUUGAAACCGCAGACUUGUAGAAUCAGUGCCAAGGAGCACUGAAGCUGUUCUUCCCAAUUCCUGUGUAACACAUUACAUCGGUUUUCCCUUUAAUUUAUCGCCCGUCUGCAUGUACUGCUCACAUUUAGAGCAGCUUUAUGGGAUUAGGAGGGGUAAUGAAUUAGGGAACCCUGCAUGCUAGCUUGUGUCUCCCUUAUUGGUUUAUUUAGCAAUAUUUAGACAUCUGCUCUCAUUAGAGCACCUCAGGUGACAGUUAAAGGUCAAAACAUUGCCAAGUAAACAAAUAUGUGUCACAGUUACUGCAGCUUACAGGUAUCAGUUCCCCUUAUUGGAGAGAGGUAGUGCUUCUGUAAACGCUGCCCUACAGUAGUGACAGCACUCAUUUAUCCAUAAUGUUUCAGAUGCGAAGUAUAUAAAAAGUGUCCAUUUGCUGUUAUUGUACAGUAUGAUGUUGAGUUCUGUACUAUGUGUUAAAUGGUAUUGAUGUAAAGUGUGUUUCUGAAUCACACUGGAGAUAAGAUGUCCUCUUUUCGCCGGUGAAAUGUUACCUCACUUACUUCUGCAUGAAUUUCAACAAGCUUGCCAUCGUCUUGUCCCUGUUUAUCAUGAAUGUAACAAAUAGCAUAAUUCACAGUAGAUAAAGUCCAGCCUGUUCACCAAUAGUAAAAACAACAUUCUGAUUUUUAUAUGCGAUAUGUAUUUACUGUUGAAUACCAGUAUGAGUGGCUGUCUUCUGUUUGUAACUGGUCCAGCUUUUGCCAACAGGUCCUGUACCCUUUAGGCAUGCAUUAAUAAGCCAUUCUUGGCCAAACUCAAGCUCAUACUUUCUCCACUCAGUUGAUAUUUGCUUGAGCUCUACUUCUGGUAUUCAACUACAGCCUUGCAUUGCUAAUAAGCCCUCUUUUAAUGACUCGCUGACAGCCAAACAAUUUUGAGGUUAUGGUCUGAGUUUUUAAUAGACGUCUGGCAAAGUGCUUUAAGGUCAUGAAUUGUAGAGGUAGCAACUCAUGAGGGUUAUGCAAAACCAUGUUAAAUAAUUGAGAAACCUCAAGAAUUGGCAGGUGUUCAUAUUGCAGUGCAGUUUGAUAGUGGUAAAGACUCAGCCUCUACACCAACAUCUAAUCUCUGUGUUAGGAACAUUGUCUUGAUCUGCUCACUUACACUGCAUUUCUAUUAUUUAUUUGUUUUAAUAUUGUGACAUUUUUAUUUAUUGUUAAUUAAUUCAGACUUGGACCUUAAUGUUAUUACAUGUUUCAUUCAUUUUUUUUGAUAAUAAAUGAUCGAGAUCGCCUGCA
Sphaeramia orbicularis (orbiculate cardinalfish) is the source of this 4484-nucleotide messenger RNA. RefSeq names its product ATPase family AAA domain containing 1a (gene atad1a). Bases 177 to 1325 code for a protein of 382 amino acids. Gene Ontology annotation, biological process: extraction of mislocalized protein from mitochondrial outer membrane. Gene Ontology annotation, cellular component: mitochondrial outer membrane. The transcript is spliced from 10 exons. NCBI's taxonomy places the organism in Eukaryota, Metazoa, Chordata, Actinopteri, Kurtiformes, Apogonidae. Gene Ontology annotation, molecular function: ATP binding; ATP hydrolysis activity. The record is from RefSeq and is a predicted model, not a curated record.